Trichobilharzia szidati is the source of this 3356-nucleotide messenger RNA. The record is from the annotation of a GenBank genome assembly. NCBI's taxonomy places the organism in Eukaryota, Metazoa, Platyhelminthes, Trematoda, Strigeidida, Schistosomatidae.
AUGAAUUCAAUUAAAGAAAGACAUGUUAAUUUAAUUGUUGACAAUAAAUAUUUGUAUGAUGAUGCACCACUACCCGUUCUGCGUCAUAUUUGGGUCGCACAUCCUCACAAAUUUCAAGAGGAAUUGGAUAAAGUUGUGGGAACAUUUCAGUCCACCUGGUCUUCUGCUAUUUUAGAUGCUCUUUCAAUGUCAAUUAUGUCAACGGCAACGACUACAGCAGAUCUUGUCCCCAUCUUGUAUUGGCCACCACGUCGGCGUAGACGUGAUCCAUCAAUCAUAAGAAUUGUUGAAAUGAUUGGAGAAGGUCAAGUCUUAUAUGAUAAGACUAUAAGUAUUCUACGGGAAGAAUGUACAAAACAUGAGAAAUCAGCAUUUUCACUUUUGGAACAACAAAUCAAAGGGGUUGCCACCGGCAACAGUUCAGUAGAUGAAACAGAUGAACCGUCGGCUAAACGAAGCAGACAUCGUACGUCGAGUAGAGAGAAACCUCCAGAAACACAGUGUCCCAAUAGUAAUAGUAAUCCAUCUAUCCCGUAUAUCCCACUAGCUUUUAUGCCAAAUCAGCCGUCAGUUGCUUCAGCUACCUUAUGUACAUUACGUUUCGAUUUAUUGAUGAGUUUAAAUGAGGCUAAGAUAGAUAGGCUAUGCGUUCCGGAUAGGAUACAUCGGUUUGUGUGGUGUUUAGAUGCAUGUGUACGGAAUCGUAGAAUCGAUCAAAGACAUGCUAGUGAAUUAGCUUAUCAUUUACAAUUGCAACGUCGUCGAUGGGCAAAAGAGGCAGCAGCAGCAGCGGCUAAUGAGAAACAAGAGGUGGUUCACGAAGAAUCUGAACGUUGUCGUGGGAAAAAUGCCAAAAGUUCCAAAAGUGGUCGUAAACGAUCUCCUUCAAAUGCUGCUGCAGAAAAGAAUUGUGAUGCAAAUGAAACAGGUGGUAGAUUAUGUGAUGCAAAUUUGUUAGAAAGAGAUAUGCAUAUGGCUUGUCGAGAUCCAUGGGUUGUAUACACCAUUUGUACAUCUUUGAUUCGUUAUGUAUUGCAUGGACUUUAUGAAGAUAAAGUACCUCGUGAUAUACCAGAAGUCCACUUACUUGUUCAUCUGUUAGUACUUGGUUUAGGCGAUGAUUUGGUUCCACAUUCUUGCCUACAAUCUUCAAAAAGUAAAGAAGCACACGGAGGUGGUAAACGUACUGCACCACCGCCUUCAUCAUCAGUGUCAGCGUCUUCAGAAGAUCCCGUAUUAAACUGUCCAGCUAAGGCGCUUAUUAGUUAUAUUCUACCAGCUGUUGCUCAACUACAAGUUUCCACAUGGAAAGCGCAAGUAGCUGAAGAAAUCAUAACUGCAAGUAAUAGUGUAUGGUCAACUGGUGUAGAAGUUUCAGGUGGGACUGUUUCAGCAUCCAGCCAACGACCAUCAUCAUCAUCAUCCCAUGAAUCGUCAAGAGAAUCAAUUAAUCCACCGCCUCCCCCACCAUUGGUUUGGCAGAAACGUAUUAAAGAUGCUACUCAAUGUACCAGUAUCACUAUACCGCCUGGUUAUUUAGCCCACCCAAUAGGUUAUCUUAUUCUACAAUAUCACUGUCUAUUUUGUUUGGAGCGUAAUGAAUUGGCAACACUUCGUGCAUUGCUAAAACUAGUUGUAACACUAGCGCAAACACGUGGAGGUCGUGCUAGUAGUGGAGGUAGUAGCAGUCACAAUAAACCGACUACACCUAAUCCACCGUCGUCUUUGGCAUCAUCACAUAUACCAGCUUAUAAUAAAUACGGUCUGUCUGUUGUGUUUCGUUGGCGUCCAGAGGUUUUACAAGCUCUAGUUUUGGGAAUUUCUCGUCUACCUCAAUCUGCUCCCGCUUUUGUUGACAGCAAUAGAAAUACUCAUGUAACUGAAGGUUCUGUUGAAUCUUCUUUAGCCGACGGGACUGGUCAAUCUGAUUCAGAUAAUAAUUCUAGCACUAAUACAUCCUCGACUUUAAAUCGUAGUAGUUCAGUUGUAUCUAAUGUGUUAUCAGGUAGUGAUUUGAGCAGUAAUAUAACAGCCGGCUUUAAUACUAGUAGUUUAACGUCGAAUUCUCAGAGUUCUACUGCUGAAUCACAUUCUACAACUCCUACAGGCUCAAUAGUUACUCGUGUUAGUUUAGCUGGCCUACUUAGAUCUAGUUUACCCUUAAAUAAUGAUGUACAAUUGUUAGCUCUUGCACAGAUCGCCUUACUUGUGCCUGGGCCAACUAGUAGUAGUAGUAGUAGUAGUAGUAGUAGUAGUGGGAUAGUAGGUGCUGGCGCAUCCAGUAUUCCAGGUGGUGCUUCAACAUAUCCUUCUUCAUCUUCUGACAAUGUGACAAGUGAAUUAGCUUCACCAGCUCCGGUUGUUUUAAGUGAACGUGAAAAAAUAGUGAAUACGUUGGCAAGACAUUGUAUUUUAACACCGACCGGUACAGCAGCAACAACAGCAACAUCAACAACAGCAGUCAAUGAUUUAAAUUUAUUAUUUGAAUCAACUGGAUCACAAGCAGGUGGUGGUAGUUCAGCAAGUGGUGGUGCAAGUGGAAGUUAUAAAUCAACAAAUCCAAGAGUUCUAGCCGCUUUAGAUGCCCUACGCAAAGAUAUUGAACGAUGUCAUAAUUCGCUUGCAUUACCGCUGACGCCUACGAAUUUAGUUGGUAUUAAACCUGGCGGCUAUAGUUCAUCUAGCUCUUCAUCAUCAAAUAGUCUGUUUACAAAUUUCAGUAGUUUUCAAAUGCCAGAUGCUUGGAUCGCUCCAUCUCCACGUAGUCCACAAUCAAGUAAUAAAUAUUCACGUCCUACUGUCGACUCUGUACAGUCGUCUGCGAAUUCAUCCGGCUAUUCCGCCUCCUACUCUUCCUCCUCUUCAUCAUCUUCUUAUGGAUUACACCUGCCUAUUGGAACACCGCUUACUAAUCCCGGACUGAUGGGUGCUACGCCUAGUUUAAGUAACUUACAUGUUGGACAAGGUCAAGUGAUGACAUCUCGUAAACCUUCCCAGCCACCUCCUCCUCUGAAUCCUGGGGAGUUUCGAACUCCCUUAUCACCGAAUCCUUUUCAACAGAAAAGUAGUCACAAUAGCAGAUUUGGUCCUGAUUCAUCGUACACUUCAUGUCCAUCUCCAGCUGUGCAUCGAUCAUCGACUUCUCAAGAGAUGAUGAUUAUUCCUAGAUCUCCGUCGCCACCUUCUUAGUUGGUGAAAUCAGGUGUGAUAGAAUUAAUUAUUGAACAUUUGUGCUUUUCAUUCAAUAAGAAGAUUGCUUGUUGUAUUUCGUAUAUAUAUAUAUAUAUAUUCUUUUGUAUCUUAAAAGAAGCUUUUUUCUGAAAUUGAUAUUGUCUUCUCGAAUAAAUUGAUCGAAG